This is a messenger RNA of Anopheles stephensi (Asian malaria mosquito), 6868 nucleotides long. RefSeq names its product disks large 1 tumor suppressor protein (gene dlg1). Gene Ontology annotation, biological process: chemical synaptic transmission. Gene Ontology annotation, molecular function: kinase binding. The transcript has 19 exons. Lineage: Eukaryota; Metazoa; Arthropoda; Insecta; Diptera; Culicidae. Gene Ontology annotation, cellular component: neuron projection; postsynaptic density membrane; neuromuscular junction. The record is from RefSeq and is a predicted model, not a curated record. The coding region runs from base 16 to 2910 and encodes 964 amino acids.
UAAACGAUAUGAGUUAUGACAGGUGUUACCCGGUUGGCAGGAGAGGCACACCGGGCGCUCGAGCUGCUGGAGGACUACCAUUCCCGUCUAUCGUCACCGCAGGACCGCGCCCUACGCAGCGCCAUCGAACGUGUCAUCCGGAUAUUCAAAUCGCGCCUUUUCCAGGCACUGCUCGAUAUACAAGAGUUUUACGAGCUGACGCUACUGGACGAAUCGAAAACCAUACAGCAGAAGACCGCAGAAACACUGCUGAUUGCUAGCAAAUGGGAACAGGACAAUGCCAUCAAGACGAACGAAGCAAACCGCAUCAAGCAACAGGAACAGGAGCAGCAGCAACAGUUGCAGCAGCAGCAGCAGCAGCAGUCACCGCCACAGCUUCAGCUCCAGCAGGAGGUUGAUAAGCAACCCAUCAUUGAGUUACCGUCGCCCCGGCUGACGACAACCAAAGUUCCAACAUCGAAUGCGAAUGAAACAAAACAGCUUAACGGCGAUUCGCCCUGGGAGUACGAUGAGAUAACGCUGAUACGUGGUUCGACCGGCCUUGGUUUUUCGAUCGCCGGCGGUACGGACAAUCCGCACAUCAAUCUCGACGCUUCGAUCUACAUCACCAAGGUGAUACCGGGCGGUGCGGCACACGUGGACGGCCGGCUGCAGGUGAACGAUUGCAUCGUGGCCGUGAACGAGGUGCGCGUUGUGAACGUAACGCACGGUGAAGCUGUCGACGCUCUCAAGCAGGCCGGCGAUCGUGUAACACUGCACAUCCGCCGGAAGCGACCACCCGCCCAGGCACCGAAGCUGGAAGAGAUCGAACUGCUGAAGGGUAGCAAAGGGCUCGGGUUUUCGAUUGCGGGCGGCAUCGGCAACCAGCACAUCCCGGGCGAUAAUGGCAUUUACGUGACGAAGAUCAUGGAGGGCGGUGCGGCCCACAUCGAUGGGCGGCUCGCCGUCGGCGAUAAGCUGAUCGCGGUCCGCACACCGGACGGUGGAGAGCGCAAUCUCGAGAAUGUGGUGCACGAGGAAGCGGUCGCAACGCUGAAGGCGAUCACCAACCGGGCGACGCUGAUCGUGCAGAAGACGAACAUACUGCAGGCGCUCGCCAACUCGAUCAGCAACCUGAACUCGCUCUCGACCAACGCGAUGAACAAUGUGGGCGUCAGCAUGGUGGAUCACGCGUCACCGGAUGCGGGUGGUGGCGGUGGCGGCGAGGCCGGUGGAGGUGACAGCGAAAUGGCACCGACGGCACGUUCCCACUCGCCGGCGUUCGCACUGGAGAACAGCUCCUCCCGGUACGCAUCGUCUAACGUGCUGGAAACGGGCAUGCCGAUCGGUACACCGCGUGCCGUUAGCAGUGAAGACAUAACGCGAGUACCACGUACGAUCGUUAUUCGGAAAGGAGCGUCCGGGCUUGGCUUCAACAUCGUCGGCGGUGAGGAUGGACAGGGAAUCUUCGUAUCGUACGUGUUGGCUGGCGGUGCGGCCGAUCUCGGUGGUGAGCUAAAGCGUGGCGACCAGCUACUGUCCGUCAACGGUAUCAGUUUGGCGAACGCAUCGCACGAAGAUGCAGCCCAAGCGUUGAAGAAUGCCGGUGGCACGGUGACGCUGGUGGUGCAGUACCGACCGGAAGACUACAACCGCUUCGAGCAGCGCAUCCAGGAGCUGAAGCAAGCGGUAGCGGCCGGUACCGGCACGCUACUGCGAACGUCCCAGAAGCGUACACUCUACGUACGCGCACUGUUCGAUUACGAUCCGAACCGGGACGAUGGGUUGCCGACGCGCGGACUCCAGUUCCGGCACGGUGACAUCCUGCACGUCACGAACGCGUCCGACGACGAAUGGUGGCAGGCGCGCCGCGUGAUCGGCGAGGACGAGGAGGAAAGCAUUGGUAUCGUACCGUCGAAGCGGCGCUGGGAGCGCAAGCAGCGGGCCCGGGACCGAAGCGUCAAGUUCCAGGGUCACGCCGGUGCGAACAAUAACAACCUGGAAAAGGUAUCUCCAACGGGCGAGGAGGUGUCGACGCUCGAUCGUAAAAAGAAAAACUUUUCCUUCUCCCGCCGGUUCCCGUUCAUGAAGAGCAAAGACGACAAGAACGAGGACGGAUCGGAUCAGGAGCCCAAUGGCAACCUGAGCGAUCCAAAUAGUCAUGAUCCCGAGCAGCCUUUCAUGCUUUGCUACACACAAGAAGACGCGAACGCCGAAGGUGGUGGUGAAAUAAUCUACCGCGUGGAAUUACCUGAUAUGGAGCAGAUAACUCUUAUCUACCUGGAGAAUAACUAUGCCGACUCGGAGGAAAACAUCUUGUCGUACGAGCCGGUGCAGCGUCUGCAAAUCACCUACACGCGCCCCGUCAUUAUACUUGGUCCGCUGAAGGAUCGCAUCAAUGACGACCUGAUCUCGGAGUACCCGAACAAAUUCGGCUCGUGUGUACCACAUACCACACGCCCGAAACGUGACUAUGAGGUGGACGGCCGGGACUACCAUUUUAUCGCGUCACGCGAACAGAUGGAAAAGGACAUCCAGAACCAUCUGUUUAUCGAGGCGGGCCAGUACAAUGAUAAUCUGUACGGUACGUCGGUGGCGUCGGUGCGCGAGGUCGCCGAGAAGGGCAAACACUGCAUACUGGACGUGUCCGGCAAUGCGAUCAAGCGGCUGCAGGUCGCCCAACUCUACCCGAUCGCCAUCUUCAUCAAGCCGAUGUCGGUGGAGUCGAUCAUGGAAAUGAAUAGACGCAUGACGGAGGAACAGGCGAAGAAAACCUACGAACGAACGCUAAAGAUGGAGCACGAGUUUGGCGAAUACUUUACCGCCAUUGUGCAAGGCGACACGAUCGAGGAGAUCUACAGCAAGGUGAAGAAUGUUAUCUGGUCGCAGGGCGGACCGACGAUCUGGGUACCGUCGAAGGAAUCUCUAUGACCGCAGGCAAGCAUCACCUGGACGCUGCCACCAAAUAUGCGCGCACGGCCCGUAUCCCGCACAUCCGGCCACCAUUGACGGUAAAACAAAAGCACGGGCACGGAGAGGUGGAGUACGAUAAGCCAGAAGAGGCCCCACGGAUGAUAGGGGUCUUGCCGCAAAAACGGAUGAGAAAGCGGAAAACACACACACACACCCUUACACAAAACACGCAGAUAAAGAAAACACAGACGGAAAAAAAAAUCGGUGGGAGAAAAGUCAUACAGAAAAAAAUGUUUGAAAACUCGACAAAAAAUUACAAAAAAAAGAAAAUGUUAAAAAUAUGUAGGAGCAACCCCUCUUUCCCCCUCCCACCCUACACGUCCUCUUCCAAUGCUUACCCCGGGCGACACCAUUUUACGAACGUUAACGUAUGUUGGUGUUUGGUCGGAUGGGCGAUGGUUUUGUUUGGGGGGGUCGAUUGUUCCCCCACGAUGGAGCGGCACCGCUUUAUUAAUCAAUUGUAUCGGAAGCGAGAAAGAGAGAGAGAGAGCGAGAGGGUGUAAGGAGCGAAUUGGGAAAAUUCUUGAUGAGAUGUGUAGGCAGCGUAUUAGCGUAAAGCAGAAUCAGACCGAAAGCAAGAUGACGUAGUUGUUUGCGAAGCGAUAGCCCCGUUUUAUUAUCCCAUUCAGGUCCGUCCCGGGCAAAAAAGGGACGCACAGAGCAUUGUUACUUGAGGUGGUGUGUUGCAUUGGAUGUAGCUAGCAAAAAAAAAAAAAAAACAACCCAUAAGUCAGUAUCAGAAAGCGUAGCAAAAAAAAAAAUGUCGGUGCUGGCAAUGGCAGGAACGCGGUUUAGCGCAAAACCCGACGGGCAAACAACUAAAAACCCCGAAAGAGAAGCAAACUUGAUCGUAUUUAUAUCGAAUACUAGACUUAUUUAGGAAUGGUGGUGUUUUGUUGUUGCGAGACAGUGUGUAGCUUUGUUCACCAUCUUAACCGUUGUAGUAGAACGAGAGGGGCAGAGUAGUUUUUUUUUGGGAGGGGGUCAAAAGGCAAACGACCGGUUGCGGUAGUAGAAACGCACUAUUGUACAGAAGGAAGGGUUUUCUUGUAUGAGCAAAAGAGAGCUAAAGAGAGAGAGAGGGAAGAGCAGCAUCCUUUACAGUGUUUUUCAGUCCAUACAGACAAGUGUCCACAUGUUUAAAACAAUAAUUGAUUUCGAGUUAGAAACAAACGCACUGUUGUUAUAUCUCGAAUCGGGCUUUGUGUUUUGUGUCAAGUAGACACUUGAGCUAAUGGAACACCUGCGAAAAACACUGGUUUAGCUCAACGAUUCGUAACAGCAACCAACAAAACCAACGUUACGCGAUAUCCUCCAUUUCGGUUAAGGUUAAGGACACGGCUACAGCAUAUCCCAAAAAAAAAAAAAACAAACAUGGCGGAACAUGGGAAGCAAACGAUUUGCAGGUUAGAAGAAGCAGAAGAAGGUCACGAAAUAAUUAUGUAGCAAACACACACACACACACUCACGUACAGCAACACAUGUAUUUGGUAUGCUUUCCUUUCCCCCCCCCCCCCAUCUCCCUUGUCAUCCCCUCCUUUACCAGUCCCGGUUUUUGUCCCCCCCCCCCCAUUAGAUGGCCGAUUAACCCGCUUCAUCCUUGUGGCAUGAACGUGAAGCAAAACAAACAGGAACAAGCAAACGCAGAAAAGCAGACAUGCGACAGGAAUGUUGUUGUUUAAUUAAAACAAAAAUAAUUGCAAACAAUUGUGUAAUUAAUGAACUUUUGUUUUUAAUUAUUAUUGAAUAAUAAUUUUAUUUUAAAUGUAAACGAAUUGUAGCGUAGCCCGGUGGCGUCGUUGUACUGGUGAAGCGCUUUUUUUAAUCUUAGUUUAUAUACAUGUUUAAAGAAAAACGAAAAAAAGCACAUCCACGAUAAAACUGUUUUUUUUUUUAAUAUUCCGGUUCCGCUUUGUGUUUUUGUAUAGGUGACGGAGGUUUUUUGUUUGUGUGGGGCUCGGGUUUCGUUCAGGUAACCACUGGUGUUUCGCUUCUAGCAUUCGAUUCCAUCCUGUAGGGCGCUUUACGUUUGUGGUUGUGACAGUGGUGUGGCAAUGGAAGGCAAUAAUCAAUCCCCUCCUCUCAGGCAUAAUUUUUGGCCAAUCGAACUACGAAGUUUUGCACGUUGUUCCGUUGAUUUUAACUUAUCUUUUGCUGUUUGCUUAGCGAUUAGGGCAACAAAACCGGGGAGCGCGUGAAGAGUAAAGCUAUAGUAAUUAAUAAAUAAUAGUAAAAUACAUUUUGCAACACUCGGAACACUUUAAACACCACUACAGAGAUGUAGGUAGGGAGAGGGAGCGCGUAAUAUAGAGUUAGUACGGCUAAACGAAUCUAAAUAUACUUACCAAAAUGUUUGGCUCACACUCCCAGGAGAGUUCGCGGGAGUUGGAGUUCACAUGGAGCAGAACAGAAAUCAAGAGCCAAAAAAUGCAAUAAAACACCGUGCGCAGAAAAGCAAUAGCUGGCUCCGGUCAAUGUCUCAACUACUACUGUACGAACCACCAUAGGAAUAUGAUUCCUUGAUAACUGCUUUAUAGAACGCGUAGGGAAGUGUAUAUAAGGCGACUCAUACACAAAAGAGACUUCCUCGAUGGCGCCCGGUCUGCGUCCACAGCUCUCCGUUCUAGUGGCGGUGUGCAUGGUGGAGUCCUUUACACAACAACUAUAGGCAUAUAUUUAUAUCGAAACACAAACGGGGAAGAAUGCGCGGAUAUCGUACACAAACACACACACACACACUCAUGGAAGCACUAUAGUCACUGUUUGUAGGACACGAUGCCCUUGGCGUGACUUCGGCAGCAUAUUCGGAAGUCCUCAGACGAACACGACCGAAACACGUUUAUUAGCGGACAAUCAAGAUUGAGGCAAAGUUCAUUCAUCUGCGUACCCUGGAGAGCUCAAGAAUGUUGGAUGAACUCUGGCAAACGGACCUAGCAGGGGCGGGUCAGUCUAAGAUCUUCCUUCCAAAUAAAAGAAAAUUUGCUAAGUUGAUAAAAUUUGAAAUACAAAAACCCUUAUCCUUAAAAAAGAGCUCCAUCUGGGAGGAGUGCUUAGGGAGGAUAUCCAAUCACUCGAGAGCGCUGAUAGCUAUGUGGAGAGCCAAAUGUUCAGUAUUUUGGAGCGAAGCUGCGUGUGUUUUUUGGUGCGCGUGUGUGUUUUGACCUCAUACAAUAUGACCAAUUUAGAGGACAAAACUUCAUUGUCUGUCUGUAAUCCGUAUACUCGCCCCCCCUCCCCCUCUUUUUCCUCUCUACCCGCCCACCCAAUCCGUUCCGUCCCACCCGAAAGGAUCUUGUGCCAAAGCGUAGAUUCUGGCGUUUUGUCUUGUUGGCUUUCGUUCCGCCGUUCCCGAUUGGUUGAUACGCGUAACGCUUAGCGGGAAACUGUCCAAGCGUAAUGUGGACACACACACACAGAAGUCCCACCAGACCUCUGCCGAGCCAUUUCGUUCCAUUUUGUUUUUCUACCUUUCGCACACUCUGUAGAUUACACCUAGGCAUUGCUUUCACGAAUUCUUGCCUAUUUUUUUUCUGAGUUUCCUCCAAACGCUUUAGAGCUUGAACGGAGCAGUUUGUUACAGGUUGAAUCAAGCUUCACCAUUAGCGAAAACGUAUCAGAAGCAGAAUUAAAUCUCUAAGCAGAAAAAAAAUCACAUAGGAACAAUAGUACGCAAAAUUGCAAUAAAUACACCGAAAACCGCAAAAUAAGUAAUAAAAGAAACCUUUAGACCUCGUGAACGGAAACGUAAAGCAAAUAUAAAGGCAAACUUUAGACGAUAAAAACAUUAACACUAAAAGCAAAACCCCCUCCGAGUGGAUGGUUCACGGUGAGGUUCAGAUAGAAAUCGAACACGCAUUGCAAAAAAGCAAAAUAAAAAUCCCUCUAAACCUGUAGAAAGAAAAAUGAAAGAAAAUAA